Aspergillus bombycis is the source of this 1641-nucleotide messenger RNA. RefSeq names its product putative alpha/beta hydrolase. Gene Ontology annotation, molecular function: A2-type glycerophospholipase activity. Gene Ontology annotation, cellular component: mitochondrial inner membrane. The record is from RefSeq and is a predicted model, not a curated record. The transcript has 2 exons. Gene Ontology annotation, biological process: cardiolipin acyl-chain remodeling. Lineage: Eukaryota; Fungi; Ascomycota; Eurotiomycetes; Eurotiales; Aspergillaceae. Bases 1 to 1641 code for a protein of 546 amino acids.
AUGGCCUCGCAAUCCUUGGAAUCGUCCAAGGACGAUUUGGCCUCCCACCAGGGCGGUACUCCUCACGCGGCUCGCGGAGCCAGCGCCACCCCGUCACCCUCAGCGUGGUUUCCACUAGGUUACAGAGAGGGCUUCAGUCAAUGGUGGUCGUGUCUGCCGGCUGCCGCAGCCGAGCAUAAGGUUCUUUCAUACUUGCCCUACCUUCAACAUGAACCCCCUACACAUUUGCAAACCGGAAAAACGAGUAAUCUCCCAAGUGGCGAACCAGGGAGCCUACAAUCAGCCGAUCACAGCCAGGAGGGCGAGGUAGCAGCCAACUCACUCAAUGAUCCCUAUGGUCCUCGGAGGUGGCGCUCCAGCAUGGUCGAGCUAAGCGGCAAAAAUCGAGCUCUCAACGAGUUCUCCGUCGAGCGAAUUGGAGAGGAAGCAAACCAGCACUUGGUUAUGGUUCAUGGAUAUGGGGCCGGGUUGGGCUUCUUCUACAAGAAUUUUGAGCCUUUGAGCCGACUGAAAGGGUGGCAAUUACAUGCGCUAGACUUGUUGGGAAUGGGCCGUAGCACACGACCGCCGUUCCGUAUCAAGGCGAAAGACCGUGAGGAAGCUAUCAGAGAGGCGGAGGCUUGGUUUGUGGAUGCCCUGGAGGAGUGGCGCAUCAAACGCAAAAUCGAUCGCUUUACUUUGCUCGGCCACAGUUUGGGAGGUUACAUGGCGGUCGCCUAUGCCCUCAAAUAUCCUGGUCGCUUGAACAAGCUCAUCUUAGCUUCACCGGUUGGAAUUCCAGAAGACCCAUAUGCUGUGUCAGCAGAUAUGCCGUCCGAGUCCACGAUGGCCAACGAAUUCUCCCAGGAUCAACACAACAUCGCAGGGUCGGUUUCAUCAGUGCCACCGGAGGCAACCCAGAAAGGUGACAACAAUAUCCUCCUGAAAGGCCCGUCGACAGGUAGUGCUGCUCCCGAUCAGCCUCCGCGCCGGAUGAUCCCCAAGUGGUUUGCCUAUCUGUGGGAGGCCAACAUAUCUCCCUUCAGCUUAAUUCGCUGGGCGGGCCCCUUAGGCCCGCGACUUGUAUCGGGCUGGACAUCCCGGCGAUUUUCUCAUUUGCCUGCGGACGAGGCCAAGGCCCUACAUGAUUACUCAUAUUCGAUCUUCAGUCAACGGGGCAGUGGAGAGUAUGCUCUCGCAUAUAUCCUCGCCCCUGGUGCCUUUGCACGCAGCCCUCUAAUCCGACGCAUUCAAGGGGUGGGAAGACAGGUGCUUCAGACGCCCUCAUCCUCUACGCAGGAAUCUACACAAGCCACCGAGUCGUCCCGCCAGAACUUCCCCCAGCCCGACUCUACCAUAGCUUCAGGCUCGUCUUUGUCAACGCCCGCCAAGCGCGAAAACGGUCUCCCCAUAGUCUUCAUGUAUGGCGAUCAUGACUGGAUGGAUGUGAAAGGUGGAAUGGCAGCAAAAGCCAAGCUUGAUGAAGAGAAGCGCAGGGUGCUUCAGAACGCAACCCCGGAAGAGCAAAAGGCAGACCACGGCUCGGCCAAGGUUGUGGUCAUUAAGAAUUCGGGCCACCAUGUCUAUUUGGAUGGAUGGGAAGAGUUUAACAGCUUGAUUCUGUCCGAGAUGGAAGACGUGGAUCGCAAGGGUGCAAAAUAA